Messenger RNA from Saccharomyces kudriavzevii IFO 1802, 3507 nucleotides. RefSeq names its product chitin synthase CHS3 (gene CHS3). The transcript has a single exon. The record is from RefSeq and is a predicted model, not a curated record. Gene Ontology annotation, molecular function: chitin synthase activity. Lineage: Eukaryota; Fungi; Ascomycota; Saccharomycetes; Saccharomycetales; Saccharomycetaceae. Bases 1 to 3507 code for a protein of 1168 amino acids. Gene Ontology annotation, cellular component: cell periphery; cell septum.
AUGACCGACUUGAAUGGAGAUGAUCCUGAUGACUACUACUUAAACCUUAAUCAAGACGAAGAGUCACUGCUCAAAUCAAGACAUAGUGUUGGCUCAGAAGCACCCCACAGACAAGGCUCUCUAGUGCGGCCCGAAAGAAGUCGACUGAACAAUCCUGACAAUCCACAUUUUUAUUAUGCGCAAAAGACGCAGGAGCAGAUGAGUCAUCUGGACGUUUUGCCAUCGAGCACCGGUGUCAACCCAAAUGCGACCCGUCGAAGCGGCUCACUGCGCUCGAAAAGAUCAGUGAGAAGCAAAGCCAGCGGCCGCGAAACGGAUGGCUAUCUUUUACAAGAUAUGAACACUACCGACAAGAAGGAUUCUGUUAAAACAAGCGAUGAAGAUGUUGUCGAUGGCGACUUUGGUAAAGACGAUGCUGAGUUUGAUGUCGAUAACUUUGAAGAAGACUCCAUGCAGCCUGUAAAUAAGCCUAUCAAGCCACUAAAAAAAGAGGUGGACGACACACUGUCAUUUUGGCAGAUGUACUGUUAUUUUAUUACAUUUUGGGCACCCGCUCCUAUCCUUGCAUUGUGCGGGAUGCCUAAGAAGGAAAGGCAAAUGGCGUGGAGAGAAAAAGUCGCCUUAAUCUCUGUCAUCGUGUAUAUUGGUGCAAUUGUUGCUUUUUUGACUUUUGGUUUCACCAAAACUGUUUGUAGCAGUUCCAAACUACGUCUGAAAAACAACGAAGUAUCAACAGAAUUUGUUGUGAUUAAUGGUAAGGCUUACGAACUGGAUACUUCUUCACGUUCCAGCGGACAGGACAUUGAAGUGGACUCUGACACCCUUCAUGGCCCCUGGUCCGAUGCUGGCAAGGACGCUUCAUUCUUGUUCCAAAACGUGAAUGGUAACUGUCAUGAUCUCAUAACCCCAAAAAUCAACUCUUCCAUUCCUCAUGAUGAAUAUAACAAUUUGGCAUGGUAUUUCCCAUGUAAGCUAAAAAGUCAAGAUGGUUCUUCAAAACCAAAUUUUACUGUUGAAAAUUACGCCGGUUGGAACUGUCAUACCUCAAAAGACGAUAGGGACGCCUUUUAUGAUUUAAAGGCGAAAGCAGACGUUUAUUUCACUUGGGACGGUAUAAAGAACUCCUCUAGGAAUUUAAUCGUCUACAAUGGUGACGUCUUGGAUUUAGACCUUCUCGAUUGGUUAGCAAAAGAUGAAGUCGAUUAUCCCGUUGUAUUCGAUGACUUAAGAACUUCAAAUUUACAAGGCUAUGAUCUCUCAUUAGUCUUAUCAAAUGGGCAUGAAAGAAAAAUUGCGAGAUGUCUUAGUGAAAUUAUUAAAGUUGGUGAAGUAGACUCCAAAACCGUUGGUUGCAUUGCAUCGGACGUUGUUCUUUAUGUCUCUCUAGUUUUUAUUCUUUCAGUGGUGAUAAUUAAGUUCAUAAUUGCCUGUUACUUCCGUUGGACGGUGGCCAGGAAACAAGGUGCCUAUAUUGUGGACAAUAAAACAAUGGACAAACAUAUAAAGGAUAUUGAAGAUUGGUCUAAUAAUAUUCAAACGAAGGCUCCUUUAAAGGAGGUAGAUCCUCAUUUGAGGCCGAAGAAAUAUUUAAAAAAGCCAUUGGGUCAUAAGCGUGCUUCUACUUUUGACUUACUGAAAAAACACAGCUCUAAAAUGCUCCAAUUGAAUGAAUCUGUGAUAGAUCUGAAUACCUCCUUGAGUAAUUCGUUACAGUCGUCUGGUUCGUACAGGGGAAUGACAACAAUGACCACUCAAAAUGCUUGGAAACUCUCCAAUGCAAAUAAGAGCGCACAUUCUCGUAAUCCUUCCACACUAUUACCGACUUCUUCCAUGUUUUGGAAUAAAGCGACUUCUUCUCCCGUACCAGGAACGUCAUUAAUCCAAAGUCUUGACUCUACAAUUAUACAUCCGGAUAUUGUUCAACAGCCACCGUUGGAUUUCAUGCCAUACGGGUUCCCAUUGAUUCAUACUAUCUGCUUCGUUACAUGCUAUUCGGAAGAUGAAGAAGGUCUAAGAACAACUUUAGAUUCUCUGUCUACCACAGAUUAUCCAAAUUCCCAUAAAUUAUUGAUGGUUGUUUGUGACGGUCUGAUUAAGGGUUCAGGUAACGAUAAGACUACGCCAGAUAUAGCAUUAGGAAUGAUGGACGACUUUGUCGCCCCACCAGAUGAAGUGAAACCUUACUCCUAUGUGGCUGUUGCUUCCGGUUCUAAGAGACACAAUAUGGCCAAAAUUUAUGCAGGUUUUUACAAAUACGACGAUUCUACUGUUCCACCAGAAAAUCAACAACGUGUUCCAAUGAUUACGAUCGUGAAAUGUGGUACUCCUGCAGAACAGGGAGCCGCUAAGCCUGGUAAUAGGGGUAAACGUGAUUCUCAGAUAAUCCUGAUGUCCUUCUUAGAAAAAAUGACAUUUGAUGAGAGAAUGACCCAAUUGGAAUUUCAGCUUUUAAAAAGUAUUUGGCAGAUUACAGGGCUAAUGGCUGACUUUUACGAAACAGUGCUCAUGGUGGAUGCUGAUACUAAAGUUUUUCCCGAUGCCUUGACCCAUAUGGUUGCUGAAAUGGUUAAAGAUCCAUUAAUCAUGGGCCUUUGUGGUGAGACCAAGAUCGCUAAUAAGGCGCAAUCCUGGGUGACUGCAAUUCAGGUUUUCGAGUAUUAUAUCUCGCAUCAUCAAGCUAAGGCUUUUGAAUCUGUCUUUGGUUCAGUGACUUGUUUGCCUGGUUGUUUCUCAAUGUAUCGUAUAAAAUCUCCUAAAGGCUCAGGUGGUUAUUGGGUACCUGUAUUGGCGAACCCAGAUAUUGUUGAAAGAUAUUCUGAUAAUGUUACCAACACUUUGCACAAGAAGAAUUUACUAUUACUAGGUGAAGAUAGAUUUUUGUCAUCCCUAAUGCUGAAGACUUUCCCCAAGAGGAAGCAAGUGUUUGUUCCAAAAGCUGCAUGUAAAACCAUCGCCCCUGAUAAAUUCAAGGUCUUACUCUCUCAACGUCGUAGAUGGAUUAAUUCUACGGUCCAUAACCUUUUUGAAUUGGUUUUAAUCAGAGAUUUAUGUGGUACUUUCUGUUUUUCCAUGCAAUUUGUGAUCGGUAUCGAACUGAUUGGUACUAUGGUGCUACCUUUAGCCAUUUGCUUUACCAUUUAUGUCAUCAUUUUUGCCAUUGUCUCAAAGCCUACUCCUAUUAUCACUCUAGUUUUACUGGCAAUUAUUCUUGGUUUGCCGGGUUUGAUAGUUGUUGUAACAGCUACAAGAUGGUCUUACUUGUGGUGGAUGUUUGUAUAUAUAUGUGCUUUGCCUAUUUGGAAUUUUGUGCUACCUUCAUAUGCGUACUGGAAAUUUGAUGACUUCUCAUGGGGUGAUACAAGAACUAUUGCGGGUGGGAACAAGAAGGCACAAGAUGAAAAUGAAGGUGAAUUCGAUCACUCGAAGAUUAAAAUGAGGACUUGGCGAGAAUUUGAAAGGGAAGAAAUUCUCAGUCGAAAGGAGGAAACUGGCUCCUUGAUUGCAUAG